Messenger RNA from Oreochromis niloticus (Nile tilapia), 4528 nucleotides. It is a transcript of the gene ppp1r21, whose product is annotated as protein phosphatase 1, regulatory subunit 21. Lineage: Eukaryota; Metazoa; Chordata; Actinopteri; Cichliformes; Cichlidae. The record is from RefSeq and is a predicted model, not a curated record. Gene Ontology annotation, cellular component: early endosome; membrane. The coding region runs from base 649 to 3006 and encodes 785 amino acids. The transcript has 22 exons.
GUUUUCUGCACUUUGACCUCGGCGCUCGCCUCUCUCGUCGGCUCAGACUUCAGGAGGAUUUUGCGGGUUAGCUAGAAAAUGAAAGUAUUCCUUCAAAUGAAUGGGGAUUUAGGGCUGUUUUGCUAGCCGAGCAGCCGCUACCUUUACUGUCUAAUAGGAUUUGCGGACGCCGCGGGUCACCGGCUCCUGUCAGAUAAAACCACAUACAUGUGUCGCUCCUCGUCGGGGUUUGUUUUGCUACAUAGCCUCUUCGCUUCGCGUAGCUAACAGGCUCUGUCGGCGUUACUGGUACCAACUUGAAAAAAAAAGGGACAUUACUGUUAGAUCGGAAUAAACACCUGUCUUUGGAAAUGAACUGUUGACCACUGUCCGUUUUAUUUUCUGGGACUGAUGACAGACCCACUGUCACAAUGUCCCCGAGGUCAGUUCUCACAGGUAGCGGAAGAAGCCUUCAUGGAUCAGGAAAUUUUACCAGUGGGCUAACCGAUCUGAGUUAGCCAGGUUACAGCUCACCGUGUCCGACGUCAACCUUGCAAGUAACUGACACCGUGAACUACACACUAAGCUAACCGGACAGCCUUUGGCCAGCCCGGCUACUGAGGAUUAACGUUUCCUAGCAUCACCGGUUGGCGACUAGAUAGCGUCGCCAUGGCUAACGUUACAGACCUGCAGACAAAAUACAGCAAACUGGCACAGGAGUAUUCAAAGCUACGUGCCCAGAACCAAGUGCUGAAGAAGGCGGUUGUGGAUGAACAGGCCAACUCUGCCUCACUAAAGGAGCAGCUGAAGCAGAGAGACCAGAGCCUGAGGAAGCAGGAGCAGGAGAUGGACAGUCUCAGCUUCAGGAACCAGCAGCUGGCUAAGAGGGUGGAGCUGCUACAAGAGGAGCUGGCUGCUAGUGAAGCUAAGGGCAAAAAGGGGAAGAGUAAAGGAGACUCUCCUUCACAGCACGGCCUGCAAACCCAGAGUGUUUUUGAUGAGGACCUGCAGAAAAAGAUUGAAGAAAAUGAGCGACUGCACAUCCAAUUUUACGAAGCAGAUGAGCAGCACAAGAAGACGGAGGCUGAGCUGAGGGAGCGAUUAGAAAAGCUGGAGAAGGAUGCAGAGCAGCACCAGGCCGUCGUGGACGGGCUCACCACAAAGUAUGCAGAAACGAUCGAGCGGCUGCAGAGUGACAAAGCACGUUUAGAGGUGAAAGCACAAACUCUGGAACGAGAAGCAAAAGAAUGCAGAAUGCGAACAGAAGACUGCCAGCAGCAGCUGAGGCGGUGCCAGUCGGAGCUGAACAGACAGGUGAAACAAAGCAGCAGUGUUAUCCAGGAGAAAGUGCCCUUUAAUGACACCAAAUUUAGUGACUACAACAGCCUAAACGUGCCAUCACACAAUCGAAGGCACCAGCUGAAGGCCCGGGAUGUGGCAGGCCAGGCCAUGAGCUUCAUCCAGGAUUUGGUGGCUGCUCUGUUGAACUUCCACUCCUACACAGAGCAGAGAGUACACAUCUAUCCCCUGGACUCCUCUAUUGAGACCAUCUCCCCUCUCAACCAGAAGUUUUCUCAGUAUCUGCAUGAGAAUGCAGCCUAUGUGCGCCCCCUGGAGGACAGCUUUCUCCAGUUAUACCAAAGCAUCACAGAGGACACUGUCACAGUACUGGAAACUGUGAUCAAGCUGAAAAAUUUCGCUGUCAACUUCUCGUCAUACACCCACUUUCUCCAAAAGAUUCUUCCCUACCAGUUAAAAAGCCUUGAAGAAGAGUGCGAGGCACCUCUUUGUACUGCUGCCCUUAAUGCGAAAAACCAGGAGCUGCAGAGUGACAUCAAGCGAGUGACAUCUGUGUUUGAGAAACUGCAGAACUACAUUAACCUUUUGGCCUUACCCAGUGUUCGGCAGGAUGCCAUGCCACAGAGCAACACGUCAGCCGUCUUCACCCAGCUGGCCGCCUGCCUGCACAGUCUUCAUGAUGCCAUUAAAGAGAUGUCAAAGCAUUACAACCAGAAGGCCGUCAUUGAGCGGGAGCUCCCCACCGUCACCCAAAAGCUCUGUACCACCACAGAGUGCCUCCUGGGAUCUCUGGGUUCUCUAACUAGCUGCACCGGCAAGAUUGCCACCUUCUUCAGCAACAACUUGGACUUCUUCACGUCAUCGGGCUACAGUCCGAGAGGGAGCACGGCAGCUCUUAACCCUGUCCAAGCAGAGAGUAUGCUGGCCAACAAAAAGAAGGCAACAGCCUAUAUCCAAGCUGUCAAAAAGGCCAAGCCCCAGUCUGUUCCGUACAGAGAAGCCCUGUCAAACCGUCGCAUACUAACCAGCUCCACUGAGAGCAGAGAAGGUCUCACUCAGCAGGUGCAGCAGAGCCAAGAGAAGAUUGCUCGUCUGGAGCAGGAGAAGGAGCACUGGCUGCUGGAAGCCCAGUUAGGGAAGGUGCGGCUGGAAAAGGAGAACCAGCGCAUUGCGGAACUGGAAGCGCAGCUAGCAGCAGCUCUCGGGGGAAGUCUGAACUCGCAAACGGCUGCAGCCGGCGCACUCACGCGGGGCCACGAAGAAGCAGCGGCAGAACUGAAAGCCGCAGGAAAAGAGCCAACGCUGUGCACGAGCCUGGUUGGAAUGUUGUGCACAACACCUACAGAUGAGCAUGUGGGAGACGAGGAGUCUAGGGAGCAGCUGAUAAAGAGCCACUACAUGGCCAGAGUAGGAGAGCUCACCACCCAACUCCAGAUUUCAGAUAGCAAAGCUGUGCAUUUUCACUCUGAGUGUCGAGCUUUGGCUAAGAGAUUAGCCAUUGCAGAGAAGUCGCGGGAGACUUUCAGUGAGGAGGUCAAACUGGCUAAUCAGAAUAUCACACGCUUGCAGGAUGAGCUGGCUACGACUAAGAGGAGCUACGAAGACCAGCUUAGCAUGAUGAGCGACCAUCUGUGCAGCAUGAAUGAGACUUUGAGCAAGCAGCGAGAGGAAAUCGACACGCUCAAAAUGGGCAGCAAGGGAAAUGCCAAAAAGAACAAAGGCCGCUAGUGCUGCUCCUCAAAACUCAAGCUCCAUUUGACGCCACUAUAAAGGCACCCUGGGAGAAGACCUGAACCUCAGAGCCUCCCUGCAGCGUCUUGGUACCAACACUGUCACCAAACCACAGGAUAACCACCUGAGCCUGCAGCUCCUCCACUUGCAGGCAGUACAAAACUGUUUGGAGGCUCAAACACAUUUGACUGAAAAUGCUUUGUUUUUCCUUCCCUCCUUUCCUCGUCACAGAAGUACAUGAAACAUAACAAUUUGCUAAAAAAAAAAAAAAUGCUUUCCAAAACUGGACCAGAAGUUACUGCUUGACCUCCGCGUCAAACCACGCUGCUUUCCCAAGAGAAGGAGCAGAAAAAGAUAAACAGCUGCAGCAGCUGACGUUUUUAAUACUUACUGAAGUCAAGACUUGAAGACCAAACCCUGUUAAUCAGUGCGUGUAGUCGUCCAGCUUAAUGUGCGUAUGAGAGACGGUGGAACUGUGCAUUCUUAUUGCUUAUCUGUGAGAGCGCGCGCGUGUGUGUGUGUGUGCUCAGACUGUUGUGUCCUUGUGUGACUGUAGCACCAGGCUCUACAACGUGAGUAAUGUUUUACAAAUACCUUUUUUUUGUUUCUUAGAUCAAAUUUGAGAAUAUAAUGCCCCCCCCACCACCACCACGUCCCUUCUGACACUAGAGUAUAACACAAGCUUCUGAAAAGAAGGGCUUUAAAAUCCCAACCGUAACAAAGACGUGCUUAAAUUCAUUCCUCAUUUUUAAGAAAUCUUCAGUCGUCUAGGAGUGGAGGAAAGAAAAGAUGUCUGCCUCGAAGCGCUGAUUAACCGUGUUUACUUUAAUGGGAAGGGACGGACAAGUUGGAGCUUGUGAAAUGAUGUCAAUUUAUCUCUGUGAAAUUAUGCUGUAACAAGUCAUUUUUAUCACCAAAGUAAGUGUGGAUGUGCACUCAGAAGCCUGGUGGGGAACGGCAGUCUCUCGACGUUGUACGACGUGUGGAUAAAAAAGGGUUUAUGUGAAUAUAACCUCAUUUAAAAUCAUGAUGUAAUUGUACUGUACAAUGAGUAAAAAAAUGAUAUAGGCCUAUAUACAAAAGGCAUUUAUUCAGAGGUUACAAAACUUUUAUUUUCCACAAAUUUUACAAACUGACAUCUGUGGCUAGUUUAGUGUGUGUCUCUUCUAAGGCUACAAUACAGAGAGGUAUCGCAGAGGGAUCGGCCCACACUGUAACUGGUGCUCAGAAAACUUUUGAGUCAUGGCAGAGGGCAGUUAAAGUUUACACUAAAAUUGUACUUACAUGAGGUAAAAGGAAGAAAAGCCCAGAAGUGAUUGUGAGCAGUUCAUUUAAAUCCUUUUGUUUGCCAGUCUACAGCUGCCAGCAGACCAGCAGACCUUUGAUCUGACAGGUUUGCCAACGCCCUCUAAACACAUUUAAAAAAAAAAGCAAGAAACUUGUAUUCUCACAUUGUAACUUGUUGAAAAGCACACAUAAAAUAUGUGACGCAAAAUAAAGAGCUUGCUCAAAACAUAAA